CCGCCUCUGAGGGGGCGACCCCCCCCCCGACCCCCCCCACCCCCCCCCCCGCGCUCACCGGGCGGCGGCUCCGAACGAGCACGGGCGGGAGGGGGGGGGCGGGGGGACCCCCGGGAGGGGCUGCGGGGAGGGGGACCCGCCGGCGGGCCCGCCCGAGGCCCAGCGCCGCCUCACGGCCUCGCCGCCAUCGCCUCAGCUCCUGUGAAGGUUUCCUGGGAGCACAGACCAGCCUCAGGAGCUGCCUAGAUGUGAGGGCUUUGCUUCAGCAGACACUUCAGCCUCUGUACCAUGAGGGUGAAAUUCUGCCAAGCUGUUUCAAUGUGCUGCAGAGAGCAAAAUGUGGAGCACGUGGCCCAGGAUAUGCAACUCCUCUGGAUGCCAUGAAAGGUCCCCGGGAGGAGAUUGUGUACUUGCCUUGUAUCUACAGGAACACGGGCAUCGACAGGCCUGACUACCUGGCCACUGUGGAUGUUGAUCCCAAGUCUCCACACUACUGCCAGGUGAUCCACCGCCUGCCCAUGCCCAACCUGAGGGACGAGCUCCACCACUCGGGGUGGAACAGCUGCAGCAGCUGCUUUGGAGACACCACCAAGAGCAGGAACCGCCUGAUUCUCCCAAGCCUGAUCUCCUCUCGGGUCUACGUGGUGGAUGUAGGAACAGACUCGAGAGCUCCUAGAAUCCAUAAGAUUGUUGAGCCUGUGGAGUUAUUCUGGAAGGGGAACGUGGCCAACCCUCACACCUCACACUGCCUGAGCACUGGUGACAUCUUGAUCAGCUGUCUGGGAGAUCCUUCUGGCAAUGGAAAAGGUAGCUUUAUCUUGCUGGAUGGAGAGACCUUUGAAGUGAAAGGAAAUUGGGAGAAGGGGGGAAAGGUGCCCUCCCUGGGUUAUGAUUUCUGGUACCAGCCACGACACAAUGUCCUGAUGAGCACAGAAUGGGGAGCCCCCAAAGUCCUGGCAGAUGGAUUCAACCCGGCUGAUGUGGAGAGAGGGCAUUACGGCCGCUGCAUUAACGUGUGGGACUGGAGCACCCACACCCUCCUGCAGUCCAUCGACCUGGGGAAGGGCUCCAUCCCCCUGGAGAUCCGGUUCCUCCACGACCCAGAUGCUGCUCAGGGCUUUGUUGGGUGUGCCCUGAGCGGGGCCGUGCACCGGUUCUACAAGACCCAGAAAGGAGACUGGGCAGCAGAGAAGGUGAUCCAAGUACCCAGCAAGAAGGUGCAAGGGUGGCUUCUCCCUGAGAUGCCUGGGCUCAUCACUGACAUCCUGAUCUCGCUGGACGACAGGUUCCUGUACUUCAGCAACUGGCUGCACGGGGACGUCCGGCAGUACGACAUCUCCAGCACCCGCCAGCCCAAGCUGGUGGGACAGGUGUUCCUGGGAGGCAGCAUCACCACAGGGGGGCCUGUCACCGUGGUGGAAGACCAGGAACUGCAGUGUCAGCCCGAGCCAUUUGUGAUCAAAGGGAAGAGGGUGCAGGGUGGACCUCAGAUGCUUCAGCUCAGCUUGGAUGGGAAGAGGUUGUACGUCACCACGUCGCUCUACAGCGGGUGGGACAAGCAGUUCUACCCAGAGCUUCUCAAGGAAGGCUCUGUCAUGCUGCAGAUUGAUGUGGACACUGAGAGAGGUGGAUUGAAAGUGAAUCAAAACUUCCUAGUGGAUUUUGGGAAGGAGCCUGAUGGGCCUGUCCUGGCUCAUGAGAUUCGUUACCCUGGUGGAGACUGUACCUCUGAUAUCUGGAUGUGAUUGUUGUCUGGAGCUGGUUUUGCUUUGUUUUGGGGUUUAUUUUUCCUGUCUUUUUUUUCUCUUUCUACUUCUUUGUCCUCCCUACCUUCCACUGCCCUUUUGUAGAGGUGAAUCCAUUCAGCUGGAACUUUGUGCCCUGAUCAAUUUUAGGUGAACCACAGAAGCUCCACUUCUCAUUCUGAGGCAUCCAAGUGAAUCUCUCUGAGCCAUGAUCUCCAUCUCAGGUCUUCUGCUCCUUCUUUCUCUUUCACAAGCUCCCUGUUGACUGUAGGUUUCAAGGCCAAGGUCACCAGUCUUUUAAGGACUGUUUGCCUUGUUUAGUGCCACUUUGCUUUGCCCUUGUUUGUUGGUGGAGAAGCUGGUCCUGAGAAACUCCAUAAGAAGGAUACAUUCGUAGCACUUGCCUCAGGACAAGAGUGUCCUGCCCUGCAAAGCUUAAUUUCCUCAUAAAUUCAUCAGUGCUUCACAGCAGACACUCUGAAAAUCAUGUGCAUCUGAUCUGAAGCCACAGGUUUCUGGAGCUGGGUUAUAUUUUAACGUGUACACUGAUGUUAUAAGAAUCACCAAUAAAAUUGUUCUUCAAGUCA
This is a messenger RNA of Apus apus (common swift), 2332 nucleotides long. RefSeq names its product methanethiol oxidase-like. The transcript is spliced from 14 exons. Bases 381 to 1745 code for a protein of 454 amino acids. Lineage: Eukaryota; Metazoa; Chordata; Aves; Apodiformes; Apodidae. Gene Ontology annotation, molecular function: selenium binding; protein binding. The record is from RefSeq and is a predicted model, not a curated record.